Messenger RNA from Closterium sp. NIES-67, 1640 nucleotides. The record is from the annotation of a GenBank genome assembly. NCBI's taxonomy places the organism in Eukaryota, Viridiplantae, Streptophyta, Zygnematophyceae, Desmidiales, Closteriaceae.
GUAGCAAUCAUACAGACCGACCCCCUCCCUUGCACACCAGUACUGAGGCCGGCUGUGCUCUGUUCUCAUGUGCUGAUUCCCUACCUUUGUUUUUCUCCACCCGGCAGUCUUCAGCGUCCCUAUGCGCUCGCGUCAGAGCCGCCUGCCUGGACACCCCGCCUUCCUUUUAGGACGGCCCUGAAAGGAGGCGAUCGCGUCUCCGCCUCGCUUCGUCCGCGCGCCCCCAUGAAGAGCCCCAGCGCGCAGCUCUCGCACGCGCUCACGCGCAUCCACGCCGCCAUGCACCGCCCACCCUCCCCAGCGCCCGCGCCAUCCACCCCGCCAUGCGCGGGGAGCCCUCCUGACGACCCCAUGCGACGAUCCGUGAGUCGACGGGCGUCGCAGGAGCGCACAGCGGAGUUGCUGCAGCAGUCGUUCCGAUCCAAGGCGCAGCCGCCCGCGCGCGCGCAUCCUGCCGGAGCGCCCAUCCCCGGGAUGCCUGAUGCGGGCGGCGGGAAACAGCGGCGGAGGAGCGCGAUGCGGAGCAGCAGCGGGCUGAGGGAGGGUCUGUCUGGGGGAGCGCGGGGGUCGGAGAGUCCCGCGGCGUCGGGGCGGCAGGGGCUGCGGAAGCAGGUGUCGGGCGACCUGGCGCCGCUGCUGCUCAUGCUGAAGCGGCAGGCCACGCCCACGAGGACGCGCUGCGUGUCGCCCGUGCAGUCGCCGCGCGACGUGUGGGAGGCGGCUGAGGCUGGGAAGCUGUUUGACUGGAUGAGGAAGAGUGAAGAAUGCGACGCCACGUCAGCAGGGCCGAGGGAUGAGAAAGUCGAAAGCGCUUCUGUUUCCACAGCAAGGGCUGUUACACUUGAGAGGAGGAGGUUUCUAGUCCAGGCGCAGAGGCCGCUGCAGUCUCCAAACAGCACCUUGGAUCCACCUGACGACCUGCCACUGUGGCGUGAGGGACCCUCCCAGUCCCCCUGUUGCCACUGGGAUCUACCUGCAACGUUUCCCAAAGCACAGACGAUCCCAAGUGCUUGUUGCGAGAGCAACGUGGAUGCGUUGUGCGAAAGGAAUCAGAACCGGCAGCCAUUGUGUCCUCGGUGCUCCUGUAGCCCGUAUCGACCAAUAAUACUAAGAGGUGCCUCUUGCGAUGGGGCAAGACAGGUUCCAGCCAGGCCGCAGCCACAUGGGAUGUACCCUCCAUCAAUGCUAAAUAAAGGGAGGGGACGACUCGCAGGAAGGACAUUCAGUGUGAGGCAGCAAUUGGCUAUGGAAGGUAGGCCAAGAUGGAGUCUAUGAUCUGGUGAUGGGCUAGCAGCGUACAUAGCAGAGCCGUGAGCCCCACAAUUUAACAAGAGAACCGAUUGUGAAAGUUGCUUAGUCCAUCUUGCAAAGGUAGCGUGCUUCAUUUCAGAUGGGUGGUUACAUAGCUCUCGUCGCUAAGCGCACAUACAUUGGAGGGAGGGUGGGGGGGAACUCAAACUAGAAACUGAAAAUGAAGAACGUGGGUGAGGCCAACUGGCCUCUUUGUAUGCAAAAAGAGGGUGAGUAGCGGCGCGCCGCUACCUUUGCUGUGCUGGCCACGUUUCCACUUUCACAAUACACAAUUUUAGAAAGCGUGUAACACUAUCAAAAAUUAUAAUUUAUAAAGAUAUUUCAUGUUG